Felis catus (domestic cat) is the source of this 1846-nucleotide messenger RNA. It is a transcript of the gene ANXA13, whose product is annotated as annexin A13. Lineage: Eukaryota; Metazoa; Chordata; Mammalia; Carnivora; Felidae. The transcript has 11 exons. Gene Ontology annotation, molecular function: calcium-dependent phospholipid binding; calcium ion binding. The record is from RefSeq and is a predicted model, not a curated record. Gene Ontology annotation, cellular component: cytoplasm. Bases 492 to 1379 code for a protein of 295 amino acids.
UUGGCUAUGUUCCAGUAAAACUUUAUUUAUAAAAACAGAUGAUGGGCCAGAAUUUGACCAUAGCCCAUAGUUUGCCAAUCUCUGGGUUGAAAGAGUGUGAAAGACAUACUAUCACGAGGCAAAGAAUGACUCAAUAUGAUGCACUGAGAGAGAAUUUUAAAAAGAAUUCCUUUUUCAGUUGAAAGUCCAACAGGCUUUAAUACAUUCAGUGUUCCAUGUCACCCAUUUUGAAAACCCUGGGUUGAAUUUCUACCCUCAGAAUCUGUGAUAAACCUCUUCCCUUUAUCUUUUGCUCCUUUAAUACAGUCUAGGAUUUCUUAUUUGUGUAAAGCCUCCGCACAUUUUUAAGUUGUCUUUCUGAUUCAUUGGGAUGUCAAUGGGAAAGUUUCUAAUUUCUGUCAGACCAGUGGGUCUUAACCCUGGCUUCACGUUGGAAUUAUCUGGCCAAAGCAAGAAGUCAUCAAGGUUUUGAUGUGGAUCAGGAUGCCAAAAUGCUGAACGAAGCCUGCAAAGGAAUGGGAACUGAUGAAGCAGCCAUCAUUGAAAUCUUAUCAAGCAGGACAUCGGAUGAGAGGCAACAAAUAAAGCAAAAGUACAAGGCAACGUAUGGCAAGGACCUGGAGGAGGUGUUCAAGAGCGAACUGAGUGGAAGCUUUGAGAAGACAGCCUUGGCCCUCCUGGACCGCCCCAGUGAGUACGAUGCCCGCCAGCUGCAAAAGGCCAUGAAGGGUCUGGGCACAGAUGAGGCAGUGAUCAUCGAGGUCCUGUGCACAAGAACCAAUAAGGAGAUCAUGGCCAUUAAAGAAGCCUACCAAAGGUUGUUUGACAGGAGCCUUGAAUCAGAUGUCAAAGCUGAUACAAGUGGAACCCUAAAGAAAAUUCUGGUGUCCCUGCUACAGGCUAAUCGUGAUGAAGGAGAUGAGGUGGACAGAGAUCUAGCUGGUCGGGAUGCCAAGGAUCUGUAUGAUGCAGGGGAGGACCGCUGGGGCACUGAUGAGCUUGCCUUCAAUGAAGUCUUGGCCAAGAGGAGCCACAAGCAAUUACGGGCCACCUUUCAAGCCUACCAGAUUCUCAUCAACAAAGACAUUGAAGAGGCCAUUGAAGCAGAAACGUCGGGAGAUGUGCAGAAGGCCUACUUAACUCUUGUGAGGUGUGCCCGAGACCAGGAGGGCUAUUUUGCUGACCGUCUAUACAAGUCCAUGAAGGGUGCAGGCACCGAUGAGGAGACACUAAUUCACAUCAUCGUGACCAGGGCUGAGGUGGACCUUCAGGGGAUAAAGGCAAAGUUCCAAGAGAAGUAUCAGAAGUCUCUGUCUGACAUGGUUUGCUCAGACACGUCUGGGGACUUCCAGAAACUGCUGGUGGCCCUCUUGCACUGAAGCAAGCCAGAGCAGUGGAAGGACAGGGAGGAGCCACCUUUGUCAAGAGCCCAUUUCAAACCAGAUUUGCAAAUGUGACUCCAGCACGAAAAGCACUGAAGAGUUCUGGCUGAUUUUCUUGCCAGCUUGAAUACUGUAGCCAGGCCAAGCUGUUUAGGUGAAGGGCAGCAGCCUCAAGACACUUGUGCAGGUCACCCUGAAUGCUGGCUUAGCAAGUAUCUGAGCUGCCUUUCAGCUUUCCUUUAGCGUGGCAACCUGAACGCUUUCUGAGCACAAAUGAAAUUCGCAGUUGAUGCAAACGCUAUACUUGUAAUAAAACAUUCAGAAGAGUAUGUAUCAAAUAGAGGCGGGUAAAGACUGAGUGGUUAAGGUACAGGGAAGACAAAAUUAACCAAUUCAUCAGUGUUCCUUCUGUGCGUUCAAUCUCAAAUGCUCAAUGUUAAUUAAAGUGGAUUAUGCCCCCAUCA